GACGCGAUCGACUCGGACAACGACGCCUCGUUACUUUCGAAUACACCGCCGUCGGCCAAGAAGCAGAAGAAGGCGCCAGCCGCAAAGAAGUCUUCCGGUCAGCCACUUGCAGAACUUGCAAACGAAAGCUUUAACAUGGACGUGCCAGUGGAGCAAAAGGCGAAGAAGGGGUCGGAGCAGUAUGAGAAGUUGACUCAACUGGAGCAUAUUCUGAAGCGUCCAGAUACCUAUAUUGGGUCUGUGGAGCAGACUACGGAGCAGAUGUGGGUCUAUAACUCCGAGACUGAGUCCAUGGAGAAUCGCAAGGUGACUUUCGUACCCGGCCUUUACAAAAUUUUCGACGAAAUCCUGGUCAACGCUGCCGACAACAAGCAGCGCGACAAGAACAUGAACGAGCUGCGUGUGUGGGUUGAUGCAGAGAAGGGCGUGAUCUCAGUCAAGAACAACGGCAAGGGCAUUCCCAUUGAAAUGCACACCAAGGAGGGCAUCUGGAUCCCGGAGAUGAUCUUCGGUCAUCUUCUGACCUCUUCAAACUACGACGAUAACGAAGCGAAGACCACUGGUGGUCGCAAUGGUUACGGUGCGAAGCUCACCAAUAUCUACUCUACGCAAUUCGAGCUCGAUACAGUGGAUUCCAAGUCGAAGCAGCGCUACCGACAGACGUGGCGCAAGAACAUGAGCGUAAUGGAGAAGGCGAAGAUCGACAAGGUCAAGGUCGACGACUACACACAGGUCACUUUCCGACCUGACUUUAGCAAGUUCGGCAUGGAGAAGAUGGACGCCGAUUUCGAGGCACUCGUCAAGCGUCGAGUCUACGACAUGGCUGGCACCGCCAAGGGAGUAAAGGUCUACCUCAAUGGCGAGCGCAUCAAGAUCUCAAAGUUCAAGCAGUACAUGGAAAUGUACACAAAAGCCAUCAAGACGGAGAACAUCGUCAAUGACGGAACUGCCCCUGAGCAGGUCAUUCUGACUGACAACCCUCAUGAGCGAUGGGAAAUUGGUUUUGCAGUCUCUGACGGCUCAUUCCAGCAAGUCUCUUUCGUCAAUUCGAUCGCGACCACAUCUGGAGGUACACACGUCAACUAUAUUGCAGACCAGAUUUGCGACAAGUUGGAAGAGAUUGUCAACAAGAAGAACAAGGGUGGUGUCAAGCUGAAGAAGGCCCAGCUCAAGAACCACAUCUUCUUGUUCGUGAAUGCGCUGAUUGUGAACCCAGCUUUCACAUCGCAGACCAAGGAGCAGCUCACCACCAAGGUGUCCGCUUUUGGCAGCAGACCACAAGUCAGCGAGAAAUUCCUCAAGGACAUUGCGAAGACCGAAGUCGUGAACAAUAUCUUGCACUUCGCUCAGCAGAAGGCUGACAAGGUGCUGGCGAAGUCUGAUGGGGGCCGCCGACAACGUAUGAACCAUUCGAAGCUCACCGAUGCCAACAAGGCUGGUACCAAGGAUGGGCAUCGCUGCACUUUAGUCUUGACUGAAGGUGACUCAGCCGCGCUCCUCGCUCUGGCUGGUCGUGCUGUGGUCAACCCCGACCUCUUUGGUGUCUUCCCAUUACGUGGUAAGGUGCUCAAUGUCCGCGAUGCAUCCGUUGACCAGAUCUCUAAGAAUCAAGAGAUUCAGAACAUCAAGAAGUUCAUCGGUCUCCAGCAUAAGAAAGAAUACACUGAUACCAGAGGUCUGCGAUAUGGGCACAUCAUGAUCAUGACAGAUCAGGAUCAUGAUGGUUCCCACAUUAAGGGACUUCUCAUCAACUUCUUGCAAGUGCAGUUCCCAUCGUUGCUCAAGAUUCCCGGAUUCUUGCUGGAGUUCAUCACACCCAUUGUCAAGGUCUGGAAGGGCGAUCCCAAGCAUCCAAAGGCCAAGCAUGACUUCUUCACCAUGCCUGAAUACGAAGCAUGGCGAGAACAGCCUGGCCAUUCGAAAGGCUGGGACCACAAAUACUACAAGGGAUUGGGUACCUCUGAUACGAGAGAUGCUCAGAUCUACUUCGCGGAUCUCGACAAGCACUUGAAGACGUUCCAUGCGAUGCAGGAUCACGAGCCAGAACUUCUGGAGAUGGCAUUCUCGAAGAAGAAGGCUGACGCUCGAAAGACCUGGCUUCAAAACUUCGUGCCUGGCACAUACCUGGACAUGUCUGGCACCGAGGAGAUCACAUAUGACGAUUUCAUCAACAAGGAGCUGAUCCUUUUCUCAAUGGCAGACAAUCAGCGUUCGAUCCCAUCAGUAAUUGAUGGUCUCAAGCCUGGGCAGAGAAAGGUCAUGUACACUUGCUUCCGCCGCAACAUGAAGAAAGAUAUGAAGGUUGUCGAGCUCGCUGGUCUCGUGUCUGGUCUGACCGCAUAUCCAUAUGGUGAUGCUUCUCUACAGCAGACCAUUGUGGCUAUGGCCCAGAAUUUCGUCGGCUCCAACAACAUGAACGUGCUUGAGCCAAGUGGUAACUUUGGUUCUCGUCUGCAAGGUGGUAGCGAUGCGGCCAGCGCUCGUUAUAUUUACACGAGACUGUCACCUUUCGCACGCAAGAUCUUCCACCAGUCUGAUGAGGCUCUGCUUACCUACAAUUUGGACGAUGGCAAGACUAUCGAGCCUGAGCAAUAUGUCCCGAUCCUCCCAAUGGUCCUCAUUAAUGGCGCUGAAGGUAUCGGAACCGGAUGGAGCACUUCCAUCCCACAAUAUAAGCCGGACGAUGUUAUCGACAACCUCAUUCGCCGCAUGGAUGUUGGCGAGAAGGAUGCUAUGCAACCAAUGACGCCUUGGUACCGUGGCUGGACUGGACAGACUGACCAGAUCGAUGACACCCGUUUCAAGUUUACCGGCAAGAUCGAGGUCAUUGAUGAAACGACUGUGAGAGUCACUGAGCUGCCAGUGCAUUACUGGACGCAAGCUUUCAAGGACAAGCUUGAGGAUAUUAUCAAGGCUGAGAAGACUCCAUCCUUCAUCAAGGACUACGUCGAGUACAACACUCCAGAAACGGUGCACUUCGAGAUCAAGCUGGAGGCUAAGACUCUUCAGCAGAAUGAAGGAAAGCUUGAAGAGCUUUUCAAGCUCUCAAACACUCAGGUUACGACCAAUCUUGUAGCUUUCGACCCGCAAGGUCGCAUCUACAAGUACGCCAGCCCGUUGGACAUCAUCGAGGAAUUCUACCACGUUCGCUUGCAGAAGUAUCAACAGCGAAAGGAUUGGCUCCUUUCCGAGAUGCACAAGGAGCUCGACAAGCUCAACAACCAAGCUCGCUUCGUGAACAUGAUCAUCAAGAACGAGCUCGUUGUCAGCAAGAAGAAGAAGGCUGUUCUUGUGAAGGAACUUGACAAACUCGGCUUCACCCGCUUUCCAAAGGUCAUCGAAGCCAAGAAGCAGGGCGAAUUGGAAGAGGUUGUCGAGGAUGAUAACGAAGAAUCUGAUGAUGCAGAGGUGGCUGCAGGCGCCAAUGACUUCGACUACCUUCUCGGCAUGCCCAUUUGGUCACUGACUGAGGAGCGUGUCGCCAAGCUCAACAAGCAAAUUGGAGACAAGGAGGUCGAGAUUGAUAUCUUGACAGCCAAAUCUCCUCAGGAUCUCUGGAAGGAAGACCUGACUGAGCUACGCACAGAAUACCAGGCUUACCUUGACGAGGAGAAGGCUCGCGACAAGAAGAUCAAUGCCAAUGGCCGUCGUGCUUCGGGAAAGCUUGGCAUAGGAGGCCAAGCUUCGAAGAAGCGCAAUGCUAAUGACAGCGACGCCUCAGAGUCCGACUUUGCGCCAAGAAGCCAAAGACGACCAAAUCUAAGGCUGUUAAUGGACUGCUCGGCAUGGGCGCCAAGGCUCAGUCGAAGCCAGCAGGUAUCUACCCAGUUGUUAAUGGCAUUGAGCAGAAACCUGUUGCACCGCCACCAGCCGAGAAGCAGAUCACUUUGGAGAAUGCGUUCCAGUCGAAGGGACCUGUCGCCAAGUCUUCCAGGCCUACAUCGAAGGCUUCCACAGAUACGGAAGCGCUAGGGAAGAAGGCACGAGGUCGGCCGAAGAAGGUGGCCAAUGAGUCUGAUGAUGAGGCAGCUGUGAAGCCAGCCAAGAAGGCAGCACGUGCAAAGAAGACGGUCGAUUCGGAUGAGGAGAUGGCUGAUGACUCGGACGUCUUCGCUGCUAUCGCUGAGGAAGCAGCUUCUCGACCAGCACCUGCACCCGCUCGUGGCGGACGUGCAGCCGCUCAGAAGGCCAAGUACAAGAUCGAAUCUGACUCUGAAGACGAAGAAUCCGACGGAGGAAAUGACAUGCUUGCCGAUGUUUCCGCCAUGGUCAAGGGCAUCGGCAGUGGUGCUCAAGAUGGUGCAACACGCCUUUUCCAUCCGGCUUCUGCUUCACGGCCUACGAGCAGUCAUGGCUUGAAGGCCAAGCCAAGCAAGAAGAACCUGGCGGACACGGAGAUCUCCGAAGAUGAGACUAAUUGGGAGGGCUUGGCCCAGAAUUCGCCUCAAAAAGCUGCCAAUCGUACCAUGUUGGAGUCUGAAAGUGAGGACUCCAUGGAUGUCGACGAGCCACCCAAGCCUGCUCCAAAGCCCGCAGCAGCGAAGGCAGUGCCGAAGCCGAAAGCUGUUCCGAAGCAGAAGAC
This is a messenger RNA of Pseudocercospora fijiensis CIRAD86, 4582 nucleotides long. RefSeq lists its product as uncharacterized. The record is from RefSeq and is a predicted model, not a curated record. Gene Ontology annotation, molecular function: ATP binding; DNA topoisomerase type II (double strand cut, ATP-hydrolyzing) activity; DNA binding. The transcript has a single exon. Lineage: Eukaryota; Fungi; Ascomycota; Dothideomycetes; Mycosphaerellales; Mycosphaerellaceae. Bases 136 to 3972 code for a protein of 1278 amino acids. Gene Ontology annotation, cellular component: nucleus. Gene Ontology annotation, biological process: DNA topological change; sister chromatid segregation; resolution of meiotic recombination intermediates.